Messenger RNA from Pyrus x bretschneideri (Chinese white pear), 967 nucleotides. RefSeq names its product chlorophyll a-b binding protein of LHCII type 1. Lineage: Eukaryota; Viridiplantae; Streptophyta; Magnoliopsida; Rosales; Rosaceae. The coding region runs from base 68 to 871 and encodes 267 amino acids. The transcript has a single exon. Gene Ontology annotation, cellular component: chloroplast thylakoid membrane; chloroplast envelope; plastoglobule. The record is from RefSeq and is a predicted model, not a curated record. Gene Ontology annotation, biological process: response to light stimulus; photosynthesis, light harvesting in photosystem I.
ACAACAACAAGAACUCGAGUUUCCCUUGUCCGAGAGCUAAAACUCAAUACACUUUCAUUUUUCUGAAAUGGCUUCUUCAACAAUGGCACUCUCCUCUCCUUCUCUUUCUGGCCAAGCUGCCAAGCUUAAUCCUUCUUCAUCUAACCUUCUUGGUGAGGGCCGAGUCACCAUGCGCAAAACCGCAGCAAAGUCCAAGAAAGUGUCAUCUGGCAGCCCGUGGUAUGGGCCAGACCGUGCUAAAUACUUGGGACCAUUCUCUGGGGAGUCUCCUUCUUACCUAACCGGAGAAUUCCCUGGCGAUUACGGUUGGGACACUGCUGGACUUUCAGCCGACCCAGAAACCUUUGCCAAGAACCGGGAGCUCGAAGUCAUUCACUCAAGAUGGGCGAUGCUUGGCGCUCUGGGCUGCAUUUUCCCAGAACUUCUAUCCCGCAACGGAGUCAAGUUCGGUGAGGCUACUUGGUUCAAGGCGGGAGCCCAAAUAUUCAGUCAAGGUGGACUAGACUACUUGGGAAACCCAAGCUUAGUCCAUGCCCAAAGCAUUUUGGCAAUUUGGGCCACACAAGUUAUCUUAAUGGGAGCAGUGGAGGGCUACAGGGUUGCCGGCGGACCUCUCGGUGAGAUAACCGACCCGUUGUACCCUGGCGGGAGCUUUGACCCAUUAGGGCUUGCAGAGGAUCCAGAAGCUUUUGCUGAGCUUAAGGUGAAGGAGCUCAAGAAUGGAAGAUUGGCCAUGUUUUCUAUGUUUGGAUUUUUUGUACAAGCCAUUGUUACUGGAAAAGGUCCAAUAGAAAACCUAGCUGACCACUUGGCUGACCCCGUUAACAACAACGCUUGGUCAUAUGCCACCAACUUUGCUCCAGGGCAGUGAGGCUAAGAUUCCCUCUGAUCUUGGAGAGAAGCACUUCUACUAAUUGCUUUUACUUGUUAAUUGUUUUGGCAAAUGUAUGAAUUGGGAUUUUCAUUU